GAGCGCCCCGACUUCGACUGCUGCUCCACCCCCUCUCUCUCUCAAGGCCGUGUGGACACACACACACACACAGGUGUACACACACACAGGUGUACACACACGCAGGUGUACACACACACAGGUGUACACACACAGGUAUACACACACACACACACAAGUGUACACACACGUGUACACAAACACAGGUACACACAGGUGUACACACACAGGUGUACACACACAGGUGUACACACACACACAGGUGUACACACACACACACAGGUGUACACACACACACAGGUGUACACAUACACACACAGGUGUACACACACAGGUGUACACACAGGCGUACACACACAGAGGUACACACACACACAGGUGUACACACACACACAGGUGUACACACACACACACACGUGUACACACACACACACAGGUGUACACACACACAGGUGUACACACACACAGGUACACACACAGGUACACACACAGGUGUACACACACAGGUACACACACAGGUACACACACAGGUGUACACACACACAGGUACACACACAGGUACACACACACAGGUGUACACACACACAGGUGUACACACACACAGGUACACACACACAGGUGUACACACACAGGUGUACACACACAGGUACACACACAGGUGUACACACACACACAGGUACACACACCGGUACACACACAGGUGUACACACACAAGUGUAUACACAGGUGCCUAUAAAUAUACAAGUGUACACACACGUGUACAUACAUAUACAGGUGUGUACACACAGCUUUAGACAUAGCUGUACACACACACGUGUACACACGCAUAUAUGUAGGUACACGCACAACACUCAUACAUACAUCGCCUGCACAUAUACACAUACGUGAAUCUACUAAUUAAUACAUAUACACAAUACACACACAAUACACACACAAUACACACACAUAGCACGUAUACACGCGCUCAAAAAUAAAAACACACACACGUAAUACACCGCACGUACACACAUAUCACUUACACCGUUUUCAACAAAGACAAAAACACAACUAUCAUCUACACACAAAGACCUACACACAAACACAUAUAUAUAUAUACAUAACAAAGACAUACACACACACAGACCUACACACAAAUAUCACCUACACACACAUAUAUAACACACACACAGACCUACACACACAUAUAUAUACAAAAACAUAUACACACACAGACCUAUACACAAAUAUCACCUACACACAAACACAUAUACAUUCAUACACACACACACAUCGCUUGUACACACACACACAUAUAUACCCACAUACACAUACACACAUAUACUUACAUACACACACAUAUAUCCACAUACAAAUAUCACCUACAAACACAUAUCCAAUCAUACACACACGUAUUACCUGCACACAACACUCGCAUUAUCAUCAUCAUCAUCACUUACCGUGUUUCUUUUUCUGUAACCCUGAUUAGAGCUUCAUGAACUUCACCGACGAACGAACCCAGCGUUGUUAAUUAGUAGCUGCGGUACACGUGGUACACAAGGGACGGAUUGUACGUAUAUGUAGUAUAUUAUGUAGUAUAUUACGUAGUAUAUUAUGUAGUAUAUUAUGUAGUAUAUAUGUGAGCACGUCUCCCUAAUAUAUAUCGGCCAGACUCUAGCAGCUUGGCGACACACAACAGCGGAAACCAAACCACGGUCGUUGGUUCGUUCGUCGAUUUCGUUCAUUCAUUCAUUCGUUUCUAUAGUUCAAUUGUUCGUUCAACGGUUUGUUCAGCCGUUCGAUUGUUCGUUCGUUGCGUCGUUCAUUGGUUCGCUAAAUCGUUCAUUCGUUCAACGGUUUGUUCAGCCGUUCGAUUGUUCGUUCGUUGCGUCGUUCAUUGGUUCGCUAAAUCGUUCAUUCGUUCAACGGUUUGUUCAGCCGUACGAUUGUUCGUUCAUUGCGUCGUUCAUUGGUUCGCUAAAUCGUUCAUUCGUUCAACGGUUUGUCCAGCCGUACGAUUGUUCGUUCAUUGCGUCGUUCAUUGGUUCGCUAAAUCGUUCAUUCGUUCAACGGUUUGUUCAGCCGUUCGAUUGCUCGUUCAUUGCCUCGUUCAUUGGUUCGCUAAAUCGUUCAUUCCUUCAACGGUUUGUUCAGCCGUUCGAUUGUUCGUUCAUUGCCUCGUUCAUUGGUUCGCUAAAUCGUUCAUUCGUUCAACGGUUUAUUCAGCCGUUCGAUUGUUCGUUCGUUGCGUCGUUCAUUGGUUCGCUAAAUCGUCCAUUCGUUCAACGGUUUGUUCAGCCGUUCGAUUGUUCGUUCAUUGCGUCGUUCAUUGGUUCGCUCAAUCGUUCAUUCGUUCAACGGUUUGUUCAGCCGCUCGAGUGUUCGUUCAUUGCGUCGUUCAUUGCUUCGCUAAAUCGUGAAUUCGUUCAACGGUUUGUUCAGCCGUGCAAGCGUUUGCUUAUUCGUUUCGUCAGUUCGUUAAUUCGUUCGCUCACUCGUUCAUUCGUGAAAUAGCUCGUCCAUUCAAUCAUCAAAUUGGUUACUCGUUGCUUCGUUUGAACAAGAAAUCUGCUCGUCCGUUCAUUCAAUCGGCUCAUACAUUCAACAGGCCGUUCGUUCAGUCGUCAAUUCGAGACAUGAGCAGCCCAGACACUGGGUACGCGAGCGACGAACACGCGUGCCUGCACAGUCACGCACGCGCACAGCCACACGCGCACAGUCGGACACACACGGACGCUCACGGCCACACGCAGACGCACGGUCACACGCGCGCUCACAGUCAGACACAGGCGCACGGUCACACGCGCGCUCACAGUCAGACACAGGCGCACUGGUCACACACACGCUCACAGUCAGACACACGCGGAGAGUGGCUCACAAACCGCUCGGCAGCCGCGUCCGCAGUUGGCGAUGAGUUCCUUCAACGCCCCGUCCUGGAUGGACUCGCAUCAACCGCAGGACAUGACCGUAUCAACCACAGCCGCCACCACUACCACCAGCACCAACAACAGCAACAACACAACAACCAACAUCAGCAGCAGCAGCAGCAAGGGCGGCUGCGGCGCCAAACUACGAAAGUUCCAAAAUGGAAAAGUUGGCGACAUCGAAGAAGAGGAGGUUGGGGUUGUGGUGGAGGACAUGGAGGAGGACAUUGAAGAAGACGUUGAUGAUGUGGAGGAGGGUGACGAUGAUGAUGAUGAUGUUGUUGGCGGCGGCGGCGGUGACGAUGGGCACGUGGUGGCGGCGAUGAGUCACACGGAACACGCGCUCGGUGGCAGCGUGGCGACCGGCAACUUGGGAUCGACUUUUCUCACAGCGCAGCAUCUUCACCAUCACCAACAACAGCAGCAGCAGCAUCAUCAUCAUCUUCAACAGCAUAGUCUUCAUCAUCAUCAGCUUCAGCAGCAGCAGCAGCAGCAGCUGGGACCUGUCGGGGUUGCGACGCCACUGACGACCGGCGGCGUCGUCGUCGUCACGGCUGGAGCCGGGCCCGGCGCGCGUAGCAAACCGGUGCAGGAGCCGCGCAUCAGGAGGCCCAUGAACGCGUUCAUGGUGUGGGCCAAGGACGAGAGGAAGAGAUUGGCGCAGCAGAACCCGGACCUGCACAACGCGGAGCUGAGCAAGAUCCUCGGCAAGUCCUGGAAGGCUCUGAGUCACUCGGAGAAAAGGCCAUUCGUGGAGGAAGCUGAGCGCCUACGAGUCCAACACAUGCAGGACCACCCCAACUACAAGUACAGGCCUCGCAGGCGCAAGCAGCUCAAGAGGCUGGGCAAACGGGUGGACUCGACUCUUCUGCUCCAUCAUCAUCACCACCACCACCAGCAACAACAUCAGCAGCAGCAGCAUCACCAAGAGUUGUCUCAACAGCAGCAGCAGCAGCAGUUGCAUCAUCAGCAUCAGCAACACCAUCAUCAGCAGUUGCAGCAUCAGCAGCAGCAUCAGCAUCAUCCUCUGCUGUCCGCGGUGGAUCCGGUUCACGUUGUUUGCCGUCCGCCGGAAACGGCGCUUAGAGACCUGAGCGUUGUCGCCGGGGGACAUUUUCAAAACCACUACCACCAACUCUACCACCACCAUCAUCAUCAACAGCACCACCAGCAUCAACAACAGCAGCAGCAGCACUACCAACAUCAGCCGCACCUUCAAGGAGUUCAUCACAACAACCUUCCUCAUCAUCAGCAGCAACAGCAGCAGCUCUUGCAGAGCCACCACCACCAUCAACAACAACAACAACAUCAUCAUCACCAUCAUCACCAGCAGCAGCAGCAGAGCCUGGUGAGUGAUGCCGCGUUCGGGCUCCCGACGCCGGAAAUGUCUCCGCUGGACGUCCUCGGCGACACCGACGCCCCGAACUUUGCGCAGUCGUCGCCCAUGACGCAGGAGGUCGUUCAGGGCCCCUUCCUGGUGGCGAACGCGUCGGGCGAAGGAGGCGCGGAGGACGAGGCGAUGAGUCCGCACGUCGUGGGCACAUACCCGUCGCACCACCACCACCACCACCACCACCUACUCCUCCAACAGCAACAACAACAGCAACAACAACAGCAGCAGCAGCAGCACCACCAUCAUCAUCUC
This is a messenger RNA of Lethenteron reissneri (Far Eastern brook lamprey), 4524 nucleotides long. Its product is annotated as sex-determining region Y protein-like. Gene Ontology annotation, molecular function: DNA-binding transcription activator activity, RNA polymerase II-specific; RNA polymerase II cis-regulatory region sequence-specific DNA binding. NCBI's taxonomy places the organism in Eukaryota, Metazoa, Chordata, Hyperoartia, Petromyzontiformes, Petromyzontidae. Gene Ontology annotation, cellular component: nucleus. Gene Ontology annotation, biological process: cell differentiation; positive regulation of transcription by RNA polymerase II. The record is from RefSeq and is a predicted model, not a curated record.